Oryzias latipes (Japanese medaka) is the source of this 1821-nucleotide messenger RNA. RefSeq names its product carboxypeptidase A1. NCBI's taxonomy places the organism in Eukaryota, Metazoa, Chordata, Actinopteri, Beloniformes, Adrianichthyidae. Gene Ontology annotation, molecular function: metallocarboxypeptidase activity; zinc ion binding. Gene Ontology annotation, biological process: proteolysis. The record is from RefSeq and is a predicted model, not a curated record.
CAUUUGGAUCAGAAGGAGUGAAGUCUACGAUGAGAAAGGUAGCAGUUUGCGGGACGUAGAGGCAGAGCCAGGACCGUGUCUGUUUUUCCAAAGGAGCGUGGGAAUUCUGCAGGUGUAUUCCACACUUUGUUUUUACCUCGUCAGCCUGUUUAGCUUAAGACAUACUUGAAGAUGCAAAGAUCAGAGGUUGGAGAGAGCCUGUGUUAAGUGAAGCAUCACACUCAGACGUAAAUGAUGAGGCUGCUUAUGUUUGCGGCGCUGCUUGUGACGGUACACUGCAAGGAACUAUUUAAGGGGCAUCAGGUGCUCCAGAUCAUUCCAAAGAAUGACGCUCAACUGGCUUUUCUCAAAGACCUGGAGGACGUAUUAGAAUUUGAGCUGGACUUCUGGAAGGGAGUGACGGCUGUGUCAUGUCCUGUGCAUGUCAGAGCACCUUUCCAAUUCCUGCAGCUUCUCAAACGUAUGCUGAAGAGAAAGGACAUCAGUUAUGUCACCAUGAUUGAUGACUUGCAGGCAGUACUGGAUGAGGAGCAGAAAGAAAUUGAGUUGUUUGCUCGUUCCCUAAAACCUAAGAACACAGACAGUUUCAACUACUCCAGGUACCACAAACUCAGUGAGAUCUACAGUUUCCAGGACAUGUUGGUGGCUGAGAACCCCAACCUGGUCAGCAAAAUAGUGAUAGGUCAAAGCUAUGAAGCCCGCCCUCUCAGUGUACUUAAGUUCAGCACUGGAGGAACCAAUCGUCGUGCAAUCUGGAUCGACACAGGAAUCCAUGCCAGGGAGUGGAUCACACAGGCAAGCGGCAUCUGGUUUGCAAAGAAGAUUGUGACUGAUUAUGGACGUGAUCCCAUUCUCACUGACAUCCUCAACGGCAUGGAUAUACUCUUGGAAAUCGUGACCAACCCUGAUGGAUAUGAAUAUACACACAGCACUAAUCGAUUGUGGCGCAAGAGUAGGAAGCCCAACCCCAGAUCAAACUGUAUUGGGGUUGAUCUCAACAGAAACUGGGAUUCUGGUUUUGGAGGACCCGGCGCCAGCAGCAAUCCCUGCUCAGAGACUUAUCAUGGACCCAGAGCUCACUCUGAGUCUGAGGUCAAGUCCAUCGUAGACUUUGUGAAGACACAUGGUAACAUCAAGGCUUUUAUCUCCAUCCACGCCUAUUCUCAGUUGCUCCUGUACCCUUAUGGCCACACCAGAAACCCUGCAAAGGACCAGACUGAACUGGACAGUUUGGCUCAAAAGGCUGUCAAAGACCUGGCCUCUUUGUACGGUACUCGCUACAGAUAUGGGAGCAUCAUCAGCACCAUUUACCAAGCCAGUGGUGGCAGCAUUGACUGGGCCUACGACCAAGGCAUCAAGUACUCCUACACCUUUGAGCUGAGGGAUACCGGUCGCCACGGCUUCCUCCUGCCUUCCAGCCAGAUCAUUCCUACUUCUGAGGAGACUUGGCUGGCUUUGGAGGCCAUCAUGGAUCGUACUCUCAAAGACCCGUUCUGAUGUGUGCAUUUGUGAAUCCAAAUAUUAAAAUCUUGUGAAAAACGUUGGCGUUUUCUUUAAUUGAAAUUGUACCAUUAAAUAUUCUUUUUUACUGUGUUCUGUGCUAAUUUUUGAGUUAGUUAGAAACAUAAAUAAAUGAAUAAAUAAAAUGUCCAUACUGUUGUUUCUCCACAUUUUGUUUUCUACUUUGGUUUCGUCAAAGUUUUGGGGCUGACUUGAAGCAGUGAUUGUUUGAUGUGUUGCUCAAAAUUCCAAAUAACUACUUAACAGUAUUUUUUGAGCCCCAACUGCCCAAAAAAUAAAGAAUGUUUAAAAAUCUUCCAA